CCCGUCCCCCUCCCCCGGCAGUCCGGAUUUGCGCUGUGGUGGCUGCAGGCGAAGAAAAUUCCAGAAAAUUCCCGUUGCGGCGGCGGCGCCGGCACGACCUUAACAAGCCAAGAUGCCCAUCAGGGCUGAUGAAGUGAUGCAACUGUUCUGCCACCUCUCUCGGGAGAAGGGAAUGCAAGCUGCUGUUAAACACUCUGGUCGAGGAGCUCUGCUCGCAGGUGCCACAGCCUUUAUUGGAGGCCUCGUGGGGGGUCCCCCUGGCAUCGCAGUAGGGGGAGCAUUUGGUGGAUUGCUUGGUGCCUGGAUGACUACUGGACAGUUCAGGCCGGUCCCCCAGAUUUUACUGGAGUUGCCUCCUGAUGAGCAGCAGAAGCUCUAUGAUGAAGCCCUUGUUAUUCUCAGGAGCUUAGACUGGACUGAUGUUGCUCAGCUGACUGCCCUUGUAAUGGGAAAUGCUGCUAUCCAGCAAAAAUUGUUGGGAGUGCUGGUAAAUUACCUCACAAAAGAGCUAAGAGCAGAGAUACAGUAUGCAGAAUAAACCUUUCUAGAGCAGGCUUUUUACAUGGUAAUGAAUAUUACUGUGACAGUUGUGAUUCUUCAACAUAGCAAUUAUCUACUUAUUGCUACUAAUGAUAAAUCUAGGCAGACCUUUCUUCUUCCUUUGAAGAUAGGAUUAGAUUACUACAUUAUUCUGAUACGGACUUGCUAUGUAAUUUUGAAUUCAUAUGCACUGUAAGCUGGGAUCAAAUUUGGAAUUGGUGAAAGGAAUUGCACUUCUGCUAGGUUGAUGUUAUGUAGUUGUUAGACCUGGGUAAAAUUUUCAAAGUCAUUGUGUUUUACAUAGGAUAGAUUAAUUUUGUUUUUCAGAAGUGCUUGAAAUUUCUUCUGUAAAUGUCACAAAGGCACCAAAGUUGCUUGAGUGUUGUGAAGACUUUUACUUACUGUCUAUUUCAGUCCUGCAAAAGAAUAUUGUAAGAAGGAAGGCGGGAGUUUAUAGUUUCUACUGUAAACUCAAAAAUCUCGAGCCUUUCUGUCUUCUUUGUUUAGUUUUUAUUGUGUUUAUUGAGUUGUUCUUUUCUUUAUAUAAGAUGUGAAGUACUUUAAAAAUUUCCUAUUGUCUGAGUUUGCUGAACCAGAGCUAUACUGGAUGAGCCUAUCUUGUGUAAAGACUGAGGCUAAACAGGGGGAGUACCCCUAAGGGUAAACCCUUGAGUACCCCUGAGGUUAAACAGGGGGAGUAGGACUGAGGGUAAAGAGGA
Nothoprocta perdicaria is the source of this 1259-nucleotide messenger RNA. It is a transcript of the gene CUNH19orf12, whose product is annotated as chromosome unknown C19orf12 homolog. The record is from RefSeq and is a predicted model, not a curated record. The coding region runs from base 113 to 538 and encodes 141 amino acids. Lineage: Eukaryota; Metazoa; Chordata; Aves; Tinamiformes; Tinamidae. The transcript is spliced from 3 exons.